Diabrotica virgifera virgifera (western corn rootworm) is the source of this 899-nucleotide messenger RNA. RefSeq lists its product as uncharacterized. Gene Ontology annotation, biological process: detection of chemical stimulus involved in sensory perception of smell; sensory perception of smell. The record is from RefSeq and is a predicted model, not a curated record. Lineage: Eukaryota; Metazoa; Arthropoda; Insecta; Coleoptera; Chrysomelidae. Gene Ontology annotation, cellular component: plasma membrane. The transcript has 5 exons. Bases 77 to 862 code for a protein of 261 amino acids. Gene Ontology annotation, molecular function: odorant binding; olfactory receptor activity.
UAUAUUAGUUCCUGUAUUUUACCCAUACCAAGAGAUCUACGAUCCUGUCACAAACCAAACCAAACUACACAAAGAUAUGCCAAUUUACUCCUGGAUCCCAUUUGACCAGGAUGAAAACUAUUACAUGGCGCUCUCAUGGGUAGAUCUUGGUGCAACUUGUUGUGCAAUCUACAAUUAUGGAACCGACAUCUUCUUUUUCAGCUUUUUUAAUUAUAUUCUGGGACAACUGGACAUUCUUAAUUAUAUUAUUUUAAAUUUUGACAAAUAUAAGGAGAACAUUAAGGAACAGCUUGAAUGUGACGACGAAAAAUCUAAUUUUGUAACCAUGCAGCUUUGCAUAAAAGAACAUCAAAGGGUAAUGAGUUUUGUUAAUAAUUACAAUAUUGCUAUGCGGAGUGUGAUGUUGCGAGACUUUCUGCAGAGUUCUUUACAGAUAGCAUUGGUAUGUAUUUUCGCAUUGUUGGAAGUCAAAAUUCCAGCCCUGACAGCUGGAGGGGUAUAUGGAUUUAUUCUUCUGUGCAGAUUAGGAAUCUACUACUGGUUUGCUAACGAAGUAAUGACGCGGAGCCUUGACUUAGUAACUGCACUAUACACAGUACGAUGGUACGAAAAAUCACCAAGAACAAAGGCACUAAUGAAUAUUUUCAUGCUUAAAUGUAAUCAAAUAACAGGGCUGCAGAUAGGAACAUUAACAGUGAUGUCUUAUGACAUUUUUAUUGGAGGAAAGAAACCCAUGAAACGCCGAAGUGUUGUGUGUGUCGAUGGUACAGAGAUGGCGCUGCCGGACAAAUUCUGCGACAAAAGAAACAAGCCAUUUGAAUACAAGCCCUGUACAUAUAUACCAGUUUGUGAAGAUAUCUAACUUAUGUUUUUUUUAUUAAUAAAGUACUUAAUACGUU